CGUACGUUUAACAGUAUCGAGAACAGGUGAGGAGGAUAAGGAAAAAAAAGGUUCACCAAGGUCAAUUGAAGGAAUAGUCGAUCAGAGAGAGAGAGAGAGAGAGAGUCGAAGAGAUCUAUCUGCUUUGACACAGAUUCACAGAUCUCUCUCUCGCUCUCGUUUUCGAGUCCUCUCGUCACAGAUGGGUCCGUGGGAAGCUUUCCUCAAUUGGCUUCGAAGCCUUUUCUUCAAGCAGGAAAUGGAGCUUUCUUUAAUUGGGCUUCAGAAUGCUGGAAAAACUUCACUUGUGAAUGUUGUUGCAACUGGUGGAUACAGCGAGGACAUGAUUCCUACAGUAGGAUUCAAUAUGCGCAAGGUCACAAAAGGAAAUGUCACAAUAAAGUUGUGGGAUCUUGGAGGUCAACCUAGAUUUCGUAGCAUGUGGGAGAGAUACUGUCGUGCAGUUUCUGCUAUUGUUUAUGUUGUUGACGCUGCAGAUCAUGACAACCUCAGCAUCUCAAGGAGUGAACUGCAUGAUUUGCUGAACAAAUCUUCACUGAGUGGAAUUCCUCUGCUGGUAUUGGGAAAUAAGAUUGAUAAGCCUGGUGCUCUUUCUAAGCAGGCAUUGACUGAUCAGAUGGAUUUGAAAUCUAUAACGGACAGAGAGGUAUGCUGCUUUAUGAUCUCAUGCAAGAACUCUACAAACAUUGACUCGGUCAUUGAUUGGCUUGUCAAGCAUUCCAAAUCGAAGAGCUGAGCAAUUGGCACUAUGCUUGUAAUUUGGAUGUGUGUGUGUCAUUGGUGGUAGUCGGUGAGAUUGGCUCAUCUUUAAUUUGGUUGCUGAUUGUCUUAUUGCUGUUAUCUUCUGGUUCGCUAUGCAUUGUACAUUAAGUUAUUUCUACCUGAUUGAGGCUGCCCAUUCUAGUAUAUGAUCUGCUGAUCUAAAUCAGGUAAAUGGUAUUUUUGUUGAUGUACAUGGAUGAUUUUGGUUUUACAUGAUCUUCAACGAAGUUGAGAAAUGUUCUAUGGAAAAGCGAUAUGUAAUGAUUCGAAAUUGCGAGGACUGGUUUGGUAUGAGAGAACCAAAAAUUUUAAAGUUGUGUAUAAUUAACUAGUUUCCAGUUGUCCAACAGAGAUUAAGGCUUAACUGGACCUAGAUAAUCGUCAGACACGACAAUUACCACGAAACCGAGUUUCAACAUGCCACAAUCUCUCUAGAACUGCAUUGAUGUAGUCUUGGCAGUCGCCUAGUUGCACUUGUACCUCUAUCAUGGCAAGAGAAACAUCUGAACCAGUUGUCACGUACAUGAAAAUCAAUUUUGAUACUUCAAAUUUUACAGGAAUGCAUUUCUUAGAGCUGCACAAGAAGGAUCUCGAGCUGGGGAUGAAGGAAUUUUGAAACUGUUGGAGAUAUAAUAG
This is a messenger RNA of Ilex paraguariensis (yerba mate), 1398 nucleotides long. NCBI's taxonomy places the organism in Eukaryota, Viridiplantae, Streptophyta, Magnoliopsida, Aquifoliales, Aquifoliaceae. The record is from the annotation of a GenBank genome assembly.